AUGGCAGGAUUUAUAAAUUGGGCUAAAUCGCCUGCUGCGAGACAAUACUUCUUCAGUACACACUUUUGGGGACCAGUCGCAAACUGGGGUUUACCAUUAGCUGCUUUAUCGGAUAUCGUCAAUAGGGAUGAAGAGUCUAUUUCAGGUGUGAUGAGUCCUACCCUCGCUGCUUACUCCAUGAUCUUCAUGCGAUUCGCCUGGAGAGUCCAACCUCGAAAUUACCUCCUAUUCGCCUGUCACGCUACCAACGCGACCGCCCAACUGGUUCAGGAAGGUAGAUACUUGAAUUACUGGCAUUUCGGUGGUAGGGAGAAGAAACACCCCAUAGGAGCUGCUGUGAAUGAUGUCAAGGAGACAGCGAAGGAGGUCGUAGAUAAGGUGAAGGCUUAG
Messenger RNA from Kwoniella mangroviensis CBS 8507, 390 nucleotides. RefSeq lists its product as uncharacterized. The transcript is spliced from 5 exons. Gene Ontology annotation, biological process: pyruvate import into mitochondria. Gene Ontology annotation, cellular component: mitochondrial inner membrane. NCBI's taxonomy places the organism in Eukaryota, Fungi, Basidiomycota, Tremellomycetes, Tremellales, Cryptococcaceae. The record is from RefSeq and is a predicted model, not a curated record. The coding region runs from base 1 to 390 and encodes 129 amino acids.